CCAACGCCGCCGCUGUCAUCAUCUUUUCCUGUUCACCGACAUCGUCCCCCUUCAUCAGUGUCACCCAUCGACCCGAGAACGUCGUUCUUGAUUUUCAGUGUUGCACCUUCAAAACUUUACUCUGCCCAUCCCUUAUUGCUCGCUGUCGCAAUCUGCUGUCUAUCCAUAUCAAAACCCCCAGCUGCGCCGCCACGCCGUGACCCCCUUGUCGUUGUGUUGAAAUCCUUAGAACCAGCAUUAUAGCUUUGUUUCUUUGUCAAAAUCAAAGCGAUGUUAAGCCAUGGUCAAACCAUUCUCAAGAAGGAAACAGAAGCUUAAGGAAGAAAAAAAGUGAAGACAUGGGAAAGAGAGGAAGAAGUGGUAGUGGAGAUGCCGGAGGCUUGAAAAGAGCUGCAAACACGCCGUUGAAGUUCCAAAAGACGGUCUCACUCAGAGAAGAAGCGACUGGCAAGAAGCAAACAAGGGGAGGAGGUUCCACCAACGUCAAAGCUGCAUUGAAACACGAGCACUUGCAAAACCUAGCCGUCUGGGCUAGUGGCGAAGCCUCAAUCCCUUCUUUGGCUUCUUUUUUUGGGCACAGGUUGGCCGCUGAUGGAGAAGCUUCGGCAAUCCCCCAUGAUCCUUCUUUAUUUCCUUGCCAGAGAUGUGAGACGAUUCUUCAGCCUGCCUUUAAUUGCACUGUUCGCAUCGAAAAGAAUCGAGCCAAUGCAAGGCAUAGACGUAAGAAACCCUAUAUUUCGACACAGAAUACCGUGGUCUACAACUGUCACUUCUGUUUGCAUCGGAAUCUAAAACGAGGGACUCCAGAGGGCCACAUGAAAGAAAUGUACCCUCCCAAGUCAAAAACAUCAUCUUCGAUACCCAAAGUUGUCAAGUCCAGAAAUUUGAAGGCUAUUAUCAGUUCAGGUGAAGAAACAAACAAAGAUGAUACUGAUGAGAUGAAAUUAACAAGUUUACCUGCAGUGGCUGCUGCUGAAAAUCCGAACACAGAUGCUCCUGUGACUCCAGGUAGAGGUAGGACUUUGUUGGAUUUGAAAAAGAGAAAUAGGAACAAAUCCGGGUCGAAAAGACCGGUUGAACAGGAAAACAUUCCGAUGACACCUGAUGUGGGAAAAACAGUUGGUGCUUCUGGUAAGAGGAGGAGAAAAUCUUGGAUGAGCCUCAGUGAAAUCAUUGCGGCCAAUGAGGAUUGAGGACUUGUACUUCUAGACUCGUAUUCUUUGUUGUGAGCUACGUUUCACGAAUUCUUUAUUUUUCCCAAAAUACUCGUUGUAUGCGUCUCUGUGUCCCA
This is a messenger RNA of Hibiscus syriacus, 1291 nucleotides long. RefSeq lists its product as uncharacterized. The coding region runs from base 339 to 1193 and encodes 284 amino acids. Gene Ontology annotation, biological process: RNA processing. The record is from RefSeq and is a predicted model, not a curated record. The transcript is spliced from 3 exons. NCBI's taxonomy places the organism in Eukaryota, Viridiplantae, Streptophyta, Magnoliopsida, Malvales, Malvaceae.